Molecule: messenger RNA, 324 nt
Organism: Microthlaspi erraticum
Lineage: Eukaryota; Viridiplantae; Streptophyta; Magnoliopsida; Brassicales; Brassicaceae
Source: the annotation of a GenBank genome assembly
AUGGCCUUGUCUCCCACAAUAGUAGCAUUUCACUCUUUCUCUGAACUUCAUGUGAUCAAAUUUAUGUAUUGGAACACCACGACUCAUGUUGCAAGUCCUCACAAAUUCAGACCUCUGGUUGUGACUUCUAUGACCAUGAUACCAUGGUUUCUCAGAUUGAGUGAUAGAAGAGCUUCUGUUCACAAAAUUUUUCUUCCCACUGGCCUCUCCUCCACGAUAUCUGAUGUUGAGUCAGGUUUUACCAAACUCUUAGACCUCUGCAAGUGCACAGAUCGCGGAAGUAUGGGUAUCGAACACAAGGACUGGCUAUUGAGUACACUUUGA